ACUGUCUGCUGUUUGUGAAACGAAUCGCUUUCCUAUUGAUGGCCAGUUUUGAUAGAGGGGCUAACUUGCCCCGCCUGCCGCCGGUUUCUUUGCGAACUGGAUAAAGCUGAGACCGCUCUUUCAGUAACCCCAGGAUAUGGAUACAAAAAAAACGAAAUUUUUCCUGAAGUCUCCAAAUCCAAAUCCAAAGAGUUAUUGUAUCAACAUAGCCUCAACAACCUGGAUAGUAAUCUAAUGUACUACUAGUAGUACUCGUUUUAGUUAAGUACUCUAACUUCUCAUAUAAUGACGCUGCACCUGCAUGAGAAGUACGUAGCCAGGACAAGAGGUAAGUGCAGUACUCAAAGAAACAUGUCUAUGUAGAUCUAGAUGGCCAUGUUGUACUCGAGGCGCCGGUCAUCUCCUAUCGAACCAAAGCAAAAACUACACUUGUUACAAGUACCACAAGAGAAAGAACAUGUUCCAGCACCAGUCGUCGUGUUCGACUGAAGAACCUAUGUCCUUGAGUAGCGGUAGAUGCACGCCGACCACCACCUGUGCCUCCGAACCCAGCAGCUACACUUCCUCCAGAUCGAGUACCACAGAAGUUGUGACGACUUUAUUUCCGCCAAGCAGGAUAAAGAGUACUAUCGGCAGUGGUUAUAGUACCAGCCCUCCCGUUUCUGCAUCUGCAUCUGCGCACUUGCUAGAAACGAAAAGCAGAGGAGGUCUUGCAAUAAGUAGUGGUUACAGGAGUGAAGAUUGUUGCAUUCCCUCUUCGCCAUCUAACAUCUACCAUUUGAAGGGGAGGACGAGCUCCGUGUCAUCCACAGCAGGACACGUAGGAAGGACUCUUUUUUCAACAACAAGUGCAAGAACUUCAGGAGGAGGAGGACCAUUAAAUAAAUUAAAUUGUUCAUCCCCUAGAGGACUACAACAACAAGGAGCGUGUAUGUCGGGUUGUCUCCACGGUAUCCUCGCGGUCUGGAACUACAUCUGCUGUCUUCAUGAUGGCAGCACAACAGGUCUGGAGAAGAAGGUUGGAGGAGGGCAGGAUGGGAAGUUCACAAAAGGAGGACAGGGGGUUUAUCCCGCUGCAUCACCGAGAGGAGAAAGCAGUGCUGCAAAUAAAGAAACUACACAUCCAGCACCUCCUGGAGGACGACCUGAAGGCACGACAGGUCGUUCUUUGGCAGUUCUAGGAGAGGAUGGCUUGCCUAUGCGGUUAGAUGGAGAGGACCGAGAUGUUGAUAGUAGCGUCGUGGAGGAGCACUCGCAGUCAAUAGAACUAGCAGGGCAUCAAAGGUCGCUGUCAAGGUCGCACUCUGGGGCGUUUUUUUCGUGUGACUCGGUUUCAGAUAGGGACACGAAAAGUGGUAUGAUGAGGGUUGACAAAUCUACUAUCCAGAAGAUGUUUCUUGAUGCAACUACUAGAAGAUCUGCUUUAGAAGACUGCAGUUCUUGUAGCCAUGUGAAAAAAUAAACUGUUCUUGAUACAACCUUUCCCUUCGUUCAUUCCCACCGGCAAAGUCGCCUAUUCCAGAAAUCUUGAGUCCUUAGCCUUCGACCGCAAGAACGCGCAAGACGAUGCUUUCCAUGCGAAGUUACUGCAAAUAGCUAAGGCGGAAGGCCUAGACGAAGUAGUUGAGGAUUCUACGUAUAUCUGGCAAUUUGUUUUUGGCUAUUCAAAAGAGAGGAAUCGAGACCUGACCACGGAGACAGCGUUCAGAGCAGCACUUGCAGAGCGGAAGAAGCUUAAGUUUGACGCGAGACCAGCUCGAACAAAAUUGACAGAAGAGCAAGCAAAAUUGGUCGGUUAUCCGGUUUUGCAUCUGGGGUAUGAGACGACCUACGGCUACCCGAUCAUGUGGCAUCAAAUCGAUUUGGAGGGACCACGGUACUUCUCAUAUAGACGAUGAUUAUUUGCCUCGUGAUUGCUUCUAUCUACGAACUGCUGGAACAAGUAUAUUACCUAGUCCAGCAGUAGCAACAAGUACAAGAGUGUCGUGCUCGUCAUGAUUCACAUUGUUCACGCCAUAGUUGUACUCACUACUUCACAGUCGCGAAGGCAACCGCAUAUUGGAGCCUCUGCUCCAAAGAGAGCUGUGCGUGGCGGAAAACAUAAGGAGGAUGAACAAGAGGAUAGGGGACAGGUCAGCGUCAUCACACUUGCAGUACAAGACGUUCGCCAUUUUCGACAUGGCGGGAAAAGUAGAAGGUGGACACUUGGGAAGAGUCGCGUCGUUUUUUGUUAUGGGUGCUUAGACCUUAUCGAAUUAGUAUUAGAAUUGGUAUCUAUUGGAAAGGAGACACGCAUGUAGGUCUAGGUCCUCGAGUAAGAUGACCAUGUUGGGGGCCUUCUUGACAUCACAACGAGGAGUGAAACGAUGCACUUUCAGUUUUAGGUUUACGAUCUCUUCUAACCUCAGCGACUUCAUCAAGCGUUACCAGCACUUUUCCCCUGACAGCGCGUACAAGAUCUAUCUCAUCAACUGUCCCUUUGUGUUUCGAGCAGUCUGGCGUGGAUUCAGCAUCUUCAUACCACAAGCGACAAAGGAGAAAAUAAAGCUGGUUGGCGCGGAUUAUGAGGGUAAGCUCAAAAAAGAAGGCGUUGUUUUGAUCUUGAAUCCGCAAACGAAGGACAAAGCAACUGACUUCGGGAAAUUGAGUACGGAAGUCGUAUGAGUGUCAGCUACAUGAGACUUUCGCCAGUCGUUAUUCUUGAAAUUUCAACUUCAUUUUUUCAACUCCGAGCACGACCGGAACGGGGUUCAGCUCCACCAGUAGGCAUAAUCGAUGCGGGACUAGCUAGUGUCCUCACUGUCGUAAAUAGGAAGUAUCAUGGUUUCUUCUUCAGCAAAAUUUUGGGACUGCAUUCUUGGAAGAAACACACAGAAACCUUAUUGUCCACAGAUGAAGAUCAUGAAGAUAGAAUCUUCUUAAAACUUGACGCUUCGUCGUGUAAUAUAAAGGACACUUCUCAACACUUCUCAUCAUCUUUUUAUGGUCACUACACCUUGGGGUUGGGGGAGUAAACCAGCAUGUUGACUUUGACACCACCUCUCAUUGGGUGAAAAAUUUUUUCGUUACAAUUCUUGAGAAUUUGCGCAACAGCGAACUGUCAUUUCGGUCUCCGUCUCCGUCUCUUGAUGGAUAACGCGCUCAAGCGGACUCCACUUUGAAGUGGACCGAAGUAGAUGGAUAACGCGCUCAAGCGGAAGGUUUGACAG
Amoebophrya sp. A25 is the source of this 3209-nucleotide messenger RNA. Lineage: Eukaryota; Dinophyceae; Syndiniales; Amoebophryaceae. The record is from the annotation of a GenBank genome assembly.